AUAAAGGGUAUGGCCUAUCAAUGAUGGUAGAGAUAUUAUGUGGUAUAUUAAGUGGAGGUCUAUACGGGCCCACCAUUAAUGAACACAAAACAACAUUCGACCCAAUGAACCUGAGUCACUGUUUUAUAGCCAUAAACCCGGAGUGUUUUGCACCGGGAUUUGCUGAGCGAAUGCAAGACCUUAUGGACUCGUGUCGCAGUCAAGUGCCAGCCAGUGGUCAGUCCAGUGUUAUGGUGGCCGGGGAUCCCGAGAGGGAACACAUGAAACUGUGUGACUCCUUGGGUGGUAUACCCUAUCACGUCAAUCAAAUUAAAUUUGCGAAACACACAAUGAAUUACAUUCUCAUCGUAUGCCUACUGGGCGUAAGUGUGGGCCAACUGUGGGCCGACACGUGCACAAUGAGUACAUCCCAGCGCCAGGACUGUGGGGAUGUGAGCACCACAGCGACCAGUUGUACGGCUAAGGGGUGCUGUUGGCAGGUGACCACCGAGGCUGGUCGACCCAACUGUUUCUAUAUGAUUGCUGACUCCACUCCCGCCACCACCAGCGCACCCCCUCCAGCGCCCACUCCGGCUUCGAGUGGCAAAAAGGUGUUCAUACAUAUGAUGCCCUGGUUUGAGACAAAGGCCUCCAAUAACGGCCAAUGGGGUCAACACUGGACUAUGGCUAACAUGAAUCCCGAUAUCAUUCAAAGCAAUGGCGAGCGACAGAUAGCCUCCCAUUACUACCCACUCAUAGACCUGUACGCCUCGGGCGACCCCGACGUCAUAGACUGGCAGUUGGGUCUCAUGCGACUGUCCGGAGUAACCGGUGUCAUAAUUGACUGGCCAGGUAGCUAUAAUGCCCUCGACUACGCCAGAAACCGACAGAAUGCUGAGGCGAUCAUCGCCGGCACCCAACGGAAUGGCCUACAGUUUGCCAUCGACUACGAGGACCACAACCUAGCCUUGGCUAACGUGGCCGAUACGGUGGGUCAGGCCACUCAAGACAUGGAGUACCUGCAGAAUAACUAUUUCAGCAAGGCCAACUACGUCCGCAUCAAUGGCGCGCCACUACUCCUGGACUUUGGACCGCAAACCCUGGAGGGCUCGCAAUGGGAUCAGGCAUUCACACCCCUGAACCCCAAACCCCUUUUCCUUCCGCUGUGGUAUCAGAUCGGCGACUGCGGCACAUCCGGGAAGGGAGAGUACCCCUGGAUAUACAGCGACUUCAUGAGCGGUUUGCAGAACUUCUACUCCAACCAUCCCUUGCCCUUCAAGAUGGGUGUGGCCUAUCCCGGCUUCAACACCGACUACGCGGCCGGCGGUUGGGGCGGACCCACGUGGACCAUACCGGUGGGCACCGACACCUUCUCGCAGACCCUGAGCCUGGCCUUAGCCAACGCCGACUACAUACAGGUGGCCACUUGGAACGACUACGGGGAGGGCACUAUGGUUGAGCCCACCCGCGACUUUGGCUACAGUUUCCUCACUAUACUCCAGCAACAGUUGGGCUCCAAACAUACCCAGGCAGACCUCGAACAGCUCACCACUAUUUACAAUAGUAAAAAGGCUAACCAGGGCAACCAAGCACAAUUGGCUCUACUCGAAACGCAGCGUCUCGCACUUAUCAAUAGCUAA
Molecule: messenger RNA, 1619 nt
Organism: Oppiella nova
Lineage: Eukaryota; Metazoa; Arthropoda; Arachnida; Sarcoptiformes; Oppiidae
Source: the annotation of a GenBank genome assembly